Molecule: messenger RNA, 2098 nt
Organism: Cuscuta europaea
Lineage: Eukaryota; Viridiplantae; Streptophyta; Magnoliopsida; Solanales; Convolvulaceae
Source: the annotation of a GenBank genome assembly
GCUUCACACAAAAUCACCCCUAAAUUCUUAGGUAAUUAGAAAUUCAGCACUCUCAUCUGGCCGGCGACGACAACCUAGUUGCCGGAAAGCAGAUUUUCCCGGUGGCGUUCUGUUCUUCAAUUUCACAUAUGCAAUGUCCGUGCUCCAGUUUACCACCGUCACCUUGUGCCUGGCAAUUGGUAACAAAAAUUGUUUUUCUUUCUGUAAUCUUCCACUUCAACAACCACACAAACAGCGAUUGAGAUCGAGGAGAACUAUCGAAGGUUAAAAUCAAAAUCAAAUUUCUAUUAGUGUUAUUAUGGCGUUCUUACUUAAUUUCGAUCGAUUACUGUGACCUUGGAAGCUGAUCAGUGUUACUCAAAGUCUAAUUCCCUGAUUUUGAGCUUCUUCGACCGAUUUCUCUGUAAAUUGUGUCGUUUAGUAUAACCGUAAAUUCACAGCUGUGUCAAAUUUCUUUCGGAGCUGUGCGAGAGUUCGUGUGUGUGUGUAGGUUAAGAAUUAAGAUUAAUACUAGUAAAAGGGAAAGUACAGUUUUGGUAGACAUGCCUGUGAUGAAGGUUCAACCAAUUGAUUCUAUUACAUCAUCGAUCCGUGCUGAUUCUACUAGGCCAUUGUCGAAAUCUCGACUCAAGAGGUUCUUCGAUCGACCUUUCACCAGCUCUCUGCGAAGCUCGUCCGCGUCGGAGAAGCCUGCCGUACCGGCCGGAGCUGGAGUUGCAGUACCGUGCGGCAAAGAUGGAGUUUCUUCAGCAGCUGUUGAAUUUGAACCGAGCUCGGUUUCCUUGGAUAAGAUGGUUCAGAGUUUUAUAGAGGAAAGCAAUGAAAAGCAGCAGCCGUCUAAAAUCGGCCGUAACCGCUGCAAUUGCUUCAACCGCAACGGUAGCGACAGCUCCGAUGACGAGUUCGAUCUCCCUAGCUCUGGAUUCGCUGAUUAUCUGGCCAAUUCUUCAUCUUUCGGCGACUCAUCUGAUACAAUCAAGAACUUGAUUUCCUGUGAGAGUGUUGCGGAGAGAAAUCUGUUAGCCGACACCGCCAAAAUCAUCGACAAGAACAAAUCCUGUAAACGCAAAGACGAUCUCCGGAAAAUCGUCACAGAUGACCUCUUAUCUCUCGGUUACGAUGCUUCCAUCUUCAAAUCAAAAUGGGAAAGAAGUUCAUCGAUUCCUGCUGGAGAAUACGAGUGCGUUGAUGUGAUUGUGGAAGGAGCAAGAGUCUUCAUUGAUGUUGAUUUCCGAUCGGAAUUCGAGAUUGCAAGAUCAACCGGAAGCUAUAACGCCGUUCUUCAGUUGCUGCCGCUCAUCUUCGUCGGGAAAGGCGACCGGCUUCUGCAAAUCGUGUCGAUCAUGUCGGAGGCUGCGAGACAGAGCUUGAAGAAGAAAGGUAUGCAUAUCCCUCCCUGGCGCAAAGCCGAGUACAUGAAAGCCAAGUGGCUUAGCACUUAUAACCGAACCUACCCUCCGCCGCCACCGCCGCCGAAGGAGAAGGCGGAAGCUGAAUCCGAGCCCAAGCCUGUGGGUGAAGCAGAAGCUUUGAACGAGGGAGGAGAGCUAGACCUGAUUUUUGGAGAGAAGACAGCGUCUUUAGAAGAUGAAAACCACGAGAUCCCGCAGGCAAUUCCGCCGUCGCCGGAUGUACUUUCAGGCAAGGGAGAGAAGGCAUCUCAGUCGCCUAAGCAGGCCGCGUUGAUGAUCUGGCAGCCUCCGGAUAUAAAGCCGAAAAGUUGCGACAGAAGCAACAGGGUGAUGGUCACCGGAUUGGCUUCCCUUCUCAAAGAAAAACCCUGAAACCCAAAAAAAAGUUUUGAUCUUUUAAUUUUGUUUAAAAAAAUCAUCGAGUAUUCCUAACAUUUUCCAAACUCUUUUUAAUGAAGUAAAUACAUAAAAACGUAAUUAAAAAAAUGUAGAGCCUUGACAAGCUCAAUUAGUCCGCUAAUCGGAAUUUUAAUUUCUUUUUUUCUUCCAUUUCCGCCCUUUCUUUUUCUUUUGUUUGCAAGGGUGCCCUGUAACUUUGUAUUAGUAAAAGUUGUAAGAGGCAAAAUUAUAGAGAAAUGGGUUUGCUACAAUAACAUUUUUAAAUAACAAUAUAAAAAAUAAAUAAA